UCACCAGCAGCACCUCUCUGCCACCUUGAGGAGUUCAAGAAAUCAGUGUUACACCUGUUAAGUGCAAUCCAGCACUCACCUGGCAUGAUCUUGACAUUUCAACUUGAUCUUUCCUUGGACAAGUCCCAAACAAGAACAUUUCUGAAGGAAGUUUGAAGUGAAAGUUGUAUUACCUGCUUGAAUACAGCCAUGACAAAUAAAUCCUCACCAACAACCACAGGAGGCUUGCCUCCUCUUUCAGAGCGCAGGAUUGUACUGCUGGGAAAAGCUGGAGCUGGAAAGAACAGAGUCGCCAGCGUCAUCCUGGGAGACACAAAGUUGAAGGAAGAGUGUGAACAGUGCGUCUUAUAUGAAGAUGAACAGGCAGGAAGGAGGAUCUGCAUAGUGGACACACCAGGAUGGGACAGAGUUUCUAUAGAACGCACUGCAAAGAAAAUAAAAAAUGAAAUCACCCAAAGCGUGGCCCUUUGUCCUCCAGGUCCCCAUGCUUUGAUUCUGGUGCUGCCUGUAAAGACUGGUGAUGUACCUUCUCUAAAUGAGCUUAAAUCAGCAAGUCAACACAUGGAGCUGCUCUCUGAGAGAGCCUGGGAUCACACUAUGGUGCUUUUCUUGUGUGAUGAAGAUGUAGAGGAAUCCGCAAUCAAAGAACACAUUCAGAAAGCAGAAAACCUACUGGAAAAGUGCAGAGGCAGACACUAUGUUAUACAGCACAGUGAACCUGAAACCCACAUCCAUGGGCUCCUUAAAGAGAUAGACAACAUGGUGGAAGAAAACCAGGAUGAGUUUUUCCUACCACAGGUUUACUAUGAAGUGAUGCAAAGUAAAAUACCACAGGAUAUUAGAGAGUUGAUAAAAAGGUAUAAGGACAGACUCGCACGGAGACGUCGAAGUGUCCCGGAAAUGCCUCCAUCUUUGGGUGAAAUUGACAAGGAAUCCAUGGAUAUCGAUGCCAUCGAGAGCAAGAAUAAGGAUGAUAUACACACACUUGCGAAAUAUUCUAGACCUAUAAGUCUACUAAUUCUGACUGGCAUUGGUGCUCUUAUUGGAUCUGUGGUUGGAUCUAAUUAUGGAGUAGUGGGCUCUGGUGUUGGGAUCAUCGCUGGAAUCAUAAUAACUAUUCCGUUGGCUUUAAGGCUGAUUGACGCUGCAAGUCUGGCACGACAGAGUUUAACUCUUGUGGAAGAGAGAAAAACUAAACACACCGAUUAACCUCUACACCAGUGAGAUACACUCACCGGCUACUGUAUAAGGAACACCCAUCCACCUGCAUUUUUAUGCAAUUCUCUAAUCAGCCGAUCCCUUGACAGUAGCACGAUGCCUAAAAUCAUGCAAAUACAAAUCAAGAGCUUCAGUUAAUGUCCACUUCAAACAUCAGAAUGGGAAAAACUGUGAUCUCAACAUGUGACUUUCACUGUUGGUUUGAGCCAGAUGGACUGGUUUGAGUAUUUCAGAAACUGCUGAUCUCCUGGGGUUUUCACACACAACGGUCUCUCGAGUUUACACAGACAGAAUGGUGCAAAAAACAAAAAUCACUGAGUAAAAGACAGUUCUGUGGGUGGAAACAAACACCUUGUUGAUAAGAGAGGUCAGAAGAAAAUGGCCAGAUUGGUUCAAGCUCCCAGGAAGGAUACAGUAACUCAUAGCAACUCUUAACAACCGUGGUGAGCAGAAAAGCAUCUCAGCAUGCAACAGCAGAAAACCACACUGGGUUCCACUCCUGCAGCCAAGAACAGGAAUCUUAGA
Molecule: messenger RNA, 1743 nt
Organism: Neoarius graeffei (lesser salmon catfish)
Lineage: Eukaryota; Metazoa; Chordata; Actinopteri; Siluriformes; Ariidae
Product: GTPase IMAP family member 4-like
Exons: 4
Coding region: 190-1209 (339 amino acids)
Molecular function (GO): GTP binding
Source: RefSeq, a predicted model, not a curated record